AUGGCUGUUUCUAAAGGGGCGCGCCUGCUGCAGCAGCAGCAGCGAGGGAAGCAGCUGCAGCGGACAGCUGGAGGGCCCAAAAGCCGAAGCGGGGUAGCUGCUUUUGCUGCAGCAGCAGCAGCAAAGGCAGCAGCAGCAGCACAGCCGCGCCACCACAAGCAGACAUCGCUCGCAGGCAAGGCUAUAGCGGAACAGCAGCAGCUGCUGCAGCAGCAGCUGCUGCAGCAGCAGUCGAUGCAGCAGCAGCGGUUGCUGCAGCGGCUGCUGCAGCAGCGGUUGUUGCAGCAGCAAACGGUGCCAGCAAAUAGGAGGGGCCCCCUGAAGGGAAAGAGGGCCCCUGUGAGGACCAAAUCAAAUGCUGCGGUUUCCAGUCCAGUGACCCUCCACAGCUCCUUGCUGCUGCCUGCUGGGGCCACCGCAGCAGCAGCAGCAGCCGGAGCAGCAGCAGCAGCAGCAGCAUCUAGUGAAGCUGCAUGCGCACCUGCUGCUUCCCCCCGCAGCGAAGUGUCUUUGCCUUCAGCAGCAGAAAGCCCCAAGUCUCUGGGCGACACGGGGUGCCCCACAGGGCAGCCUGCGCACAGCAGCAGCAGCAGCAGCAGCAGCAACUGCAGCAGCAGCAGCAGCAGCAGGGGCUUCUUCAGCUGGCUCUCAAGAGCUUUCUGGGGGGCCUCCCACUCGUAA
This is a messenger RNA of Eimeria necatrix, 681 nucleotides long. RefSeq lists its product as hypothetical. Lineage: Eukaryota; Apicomplexa; Conoidasida; Eucoccidiorida; Eimeriidae. Bases 1 to 681 code for a protein of 226 amino acids. The transcript is spliced from 4 exons. The record is from RefSeq and is a predicted model, not a curated record.